CUGAUGAUGGUUGUUGAUUUUGUGGCGGUUCUGUCUGUCAAUAUUGGUUCGUGCUCUGUAUUCUGUGAAUUCCCCAGUUGACGGAGGCCAUUUCAUUACAGUUUCUAUCAAAGGGAUAAUACAGUCAGUGUAAAGCAGAAGUGCAUUCCUUAAUCUGUUAAGAACAGUUGUAUCACCAGUCACCUUGGCUUUAAUAAGGCAGAUUUGCAAUGGGAGUGACAUUGGAGAGAGUGCAGAACAAAUUUGCUUGCAUUAUUGGAGAACUCUGCAGUGAACCGGAUAUCUUGUCACAGUUUGCUGUUUGGGUGGACUUGAGGAUAGCAGAGUACAAAGCUAAAGGAGCAAUAUCAUUAGACUGCUCAGGAACAACUCCAGAUCCAACAUGGCUGAAGGGGUUGAAACAACCCAAACCUGUCCAAUCAGAUCCAGUGUUAGAGGGAAAUGACCUUUUACUGGCCAGUAGAAAUGCUAGACACAAACAUCAUGGCAUCAGCAACUCAGCUCGACGUGUGCAACCUGAACCACGCGAUGUCCAGACAAACAGGGACAUGGCUAGCAGAGCGCGUGUCAUUGACGGGGAGUAUGAAAUUUCUGUUAAAGACGAACCAUCAGACUGUGACCGUGUUUUUCCAGUGAGUCUCCACUCGAACAAUGGUAGUGGUCACAUGGGUAUAUCUCACAACAACAGCUCAGAACAAAGACUGGCAACAGGGGAAUCUUCUGAAGCACUCACUGGGUAUUUGGGUUCCGAUGUAAACAGACUUUCUCCAACAAUGCUGCAUUCCAGAAAACGAUCAUUUUCAAAUGCAGAAGAGCGAUCCAUUUCACUAGCUCAUUCUGAUGCGAAAACAAGAAGACUGUCUUUAGCGUCGAAGAAUAAUUUUUCUGCUGGCCACGAUUCAACACAGAGUUUGUUGUCAGUUAUAGGAGUCAACAAUGCAAGUGUUGAGCCAUCAUCAAAAGAGGAAGGUCAGCUAAGGGGGCAUAACUCUGGCAGGAUGUCAGAUUCAACAGAUCCUAAUCAAACAGUUGCGCGAGGAUCUGACUGGAGAAACGGACCUGAAACUGACACUCAGUGGACCAAAGGUCCGAACGUGGAUGUGGAUGUGGAAGGAAGACACGCACCAGAUGUGGAAGUUGUGGAGAUUAUGGAUCAUGAGCUGGACGUGGUGGAGAGUGUGGUGGCACAUAGGGAGAUGAUGUUAAGGUAUGCAGCCGAGGGGCGUGUUCCUGCCAUGUGGGCACAGGGCGUAGAUUCGAGCCUAGGUCAGCAGAGAGUGAGGUGGUCAUCACGGAUGAGUCUGAUCAAACCGCGCUCAACCCACAAGAACACUAAAUGUGCCGUUAGAACACUGCGCACCUGGCUGACCAGGUACAAUGAUUAUCGUGAAAUCGAAACCAUUCCCCCGCCCGAAUUGGACUCUUACCUGGUGGAUUUCUUCUCCACGAUCAAGCGGAAAAAUGGAUCGGACUACCACCCAAGCUCGCUGAACUCAUUACGGAAAUUUCUGGACUUCCACCUGAAAGAGAACGGCUACCCUCAUUCCAUAACCACCUCAGCCAGCUUCAACAAAUGCCAGGUGGCUUUUCGCAUGAAGUUUAUUGAACUCAGUAACCUACUUUCUGGCAAAGAGACCCGUCAUAUCAGAGACAGUUCGUUUAGUUUCGAAAAUCAGACAGACAUUAGCCAAGCUGAGGAUGCUUCAUCUCAGGGUCAAGCAUUAGUUGAUCAUCAGGAACUGGACAGUGGUCAAGAUGUUCAUACAACUGCUGGUCAGCAAGGUCUUUGGCCAUCUGAUCAUAACAGUGAGGGUGAUGACACUACGUUGCUAUGAGCUAUUUGCUGGACAGUGGUCAAGAUGGUCAUCCCCCAAUUGGUCAUCCUCUGGAGGACUGAUCAGAUAAGAUAAAGUGAUAAAGGUGUGGUGUUAUGAGCUAUUGGUCAAUGCUUGCUGGAACCAAAAACAAACUGCUGGACAGUUGAAGUCUGGACAGCGUUCAAGAUGUUUAUCCCAAAAAAGUCUGCAAGGUGUCUGGGAGUGUGGGGGAUAUGAACUACUGCUUUACUGCGUGCUUAAACCAAAAACAAAGUGCUAAACAGACUCCAGCAGACUGGAUCUGUAGACCUUGCCUGGUGGGCUAGUCCAAAGAAUCUCAGACACACAAUCCAUAGACAGGAUUAGGUGACAAGCACACAACAGGGUACCAGUACCAAAGUCAAAACUUAUAUCCAUAACAAACAUUCCAGAAUAUUAUCAUUUCAUCAUAUAAAUCCAUCAUCUCAUGACCGUUCAUUUUGUAGGGAGACUAGCUCGUCAGUACCCUGUCAGAAGUGCAUGGUUGUACGCAGAGAGCUGCAUCUAUGAAACUAACCACCAUUUUGUAAGUGACAAAUUCAAAUGGCUAUAGCAGAGAUUUCUGGCCAAAAAAAAAGCUAUAUAUGCUGAUCAAAUCAAACUUUGUGUAUUUACCAAGAAUACUUAACGUAAAUUAUUGCCUUUCAGUAAACAUCAGACUCGUACCUGUACUGUUUAUAGUGUAAAGAUAAUUCCUAGUUUGAAAAAGUUAUAAUACGACCCACUUUAUGAACUUUCAGAACUUUAUUUCUAAUUUUGAAUGGUAGCACAAAAAAAUACAAGGCUGAUAUUUUGUGAAAGGUUAUUAUUUUGGCAAUUCUUAAAUAAGGGUAAAAAUUUUAUUGGAUUUCUGCUGAUCAAAUUUUUUACAAAAUCUCUCGAAUAGCCUCUUUAACAAAUAAAAUAACCUUUUACCAGGAAUACCAGCAUGCCAAGAAUCACCAUAAUUGUCUCUUUAUGUGUUAAAUGCAUGUGCCUAGGCCUAAUAUUGUUUCUACAACUUCACCUUUGACUCCAGGAUCUUGAAGCUGCCUAAAAUUUUGUACAGACUUAGACUUCAUGUCAGGAGUCAUGAAGUGGUCUUAGACUUAUGUCAGACUUAGUCUGAACUUCAAAAAGUUUACCACGAUAAAAUUGUGAAGGAAGUUUUAACCUAUGAAAUUGUUUCCUUAAAGGAAAAGACCGCUAAAAAAUCAAAGUAGGCAUUACUAGAUAGACCGCUUAAAACUAUACAUAACUAUAUACACAUAUACUUUCAUUUAAUUUUUAAAAUUUUUUUGAAGGCGUUAAAUAUGUUCCAACAUUUGAAUUCUAAGGUGGGCUUUAUGGACCACACUAUCAGACUUUAGGAACUCUGACGUCACAGGAAAUUUUUCCAACUCUAACGAUGAUGCCGAGUGUUAACUUUCUUUACCCAUGAGUAAAAGAUUACUGAAAUAAUGUUCCCAAAAAUUUGUUUCUUGUGGUGAACAUCAGGAAAAAAGGUGAUGUGACUCCAGAGUUCCUAGAUACAGUCAGUAUGGCUCUUAAAGCCCACCAUAGUAUUCAAAUAUUUGAAUGCCUUUCAGCACUAUUAAAAAAAUCUGAAAGACUAAAUGAAAGUAUUUUUACGCACAGAUUUCACUUGUCUGUUUGAUGAACCUUAAUUUAUAUUUUAGCUUUCUUUUGCUUUAAUACUUCAAGUAAGAGUAGUCUUAGACUUUCAUCAUUGAGGGUUUUCAAGAAUUGAAAGAGGCAAUCUUUAUCUGUGUUACUCUACUUGGGGUACUUGUAGGUCAUUGAUGUGUAAUGUGUUGUCAUUGCAGCCAAUAGCAACUUCCAUUUUUCAGUUUUAACCCAUUUUAUUAGGUUAGAAAAGAGGAUCAAGGAUAGGAAUAUGUAGGAGUAGAGACGAUAUACAUCUGCCAGUUUCAAGAAAUCUUGAAUCUUCUUUGGACUCAAUUUCUCUUCCAUGAAUGUGAUUGUGGUUGUCUGGUAACUGACAUGCGUCACACUGACUGAUUCUCGAUUACGGCAUCAGACUUCAAAUCAAUAAAUCAAUCACUCAGUCUUUUAUUCUCCAUGAUAACUCUGUAGACUGCCGUUUCUUUUUUUAUGUUGUUUUGCAGACUAGUGCUCUACCAUGACUGCCUGUUCUUUAUGUACAUGUAUGUUGAAUGAGAAAAAC
Messenger RNA from Liolophura sinensis, 4023 nucleotides. RefSeq lists its product as uncharacterized. Bases 210 to 1835 code for a protein of 541 amino acids. The record is from RefSeq and is a predicted model, not a curated record. The transcript has 4 exons. Lineage: Eukaryota; Metazoa; Mollusca; Polyplacophora; Chitonida; Chitonidae.